Messenger RNA from Tuber aestivum (summer truffle), 991 nucleotides. NCBI's taxonomy places the organism in Eukaryota, Fungi, Ascomycota, Pezizomycetes, Pezizales, Tuberaceae. The record is from the annotation of a GenBank genome assembly.
AUGAAGACCAAGCUUCAAGCAUGGAAGCUGGACACAGUUGCAUCAGGUAGAAACUCACACUGUUGGUCUCAGGCUUUAACAGAAAUUGCGCUCUCAAGGAAUCGGCAGCCACAUUCCAGUCUUGGAGGACAUUCUCCCUAUGAGAUUAUGUUUAAUCGAAAGCCCCAAUGGGAGGAGUCAAUACCAAUUCAUUCUCGCCUUCAGCAAACCCUGAACAAUAUUUCUGAGGAAGAGCCAAAUCUAGAGUCUCAUAUUCCGCAUACGAGAAGUGAUGAUCAAGAGCCACAGGCACUAGAUCUAGAAACCCUUCCUGGGUCAAUGGAUGGUAGAAUUGGAAUUCCUUUUUCCUUUGAUGAUUCAGAUCAUAGUGGAAUGUAUGAGGGACACUUGAGUCCUAAUCUUGAGCUGGAAGUGGAGGAACAGGUUCUCAUAAUACCAGAGGUUCCGCACAGCCAAACAGCUACUGAGAAUAUGGUUGUUCGGACCGUACUUGAGGAGGCAAUGCAGACUGAAGCAGCAAAAGCGAGAGCCAGAUCUGCUCAUAAGUACAACAAGCAGCAUACUAUUGAAUGCUUUUCAGCAGGGGAUCUUGUAAGUCUUAAAAUACCAACGGAAGAUUGGGCAGCUACAGAUCCUCCAAGAAUAUUCUCUCGCAUAAUGGCUGAAAGCUAUCCUAAUCGCUACAAACUGCAAGCAGCACAUGGCCUUCUCAAAAACCACUACCCUGUGAAUGCCCUCGUCCGUGUUCCUGAGGCAGCUGGGAUUAAUAUCCCAAUUCCUACCACUAUUAUGUCUACAGAAAUGACACUUCAUGCGGCUGCUGCUCUGAUAUCUACAAGCGACCGAAUUGGCAUUUCCUGUAAUUGCAAAGGUCCUAAAUGUAGUGAAAGAUGUCGGUGCAUUCGGAACAAGGUUCAAUGCUCCGUACAUUGCCACUCACAGGAGUUUGACUGUGCCAACCUCUCCUCUCUCUCAACUCGAACAGAAUUAG